Molecule: messenger RNA, 9539 nt
Organism: Toxotes jaculatrix (banded archerfish)
Lineage: Eukaryota; Metazoa; Chordata; Actinopteri; Toxotidae
Product: cGMP-inhibited 3',5'-cyclic phosphodiesterase A-like
Exons: 15
Coding region: 1-3450 (1149 amino acids)
Biological process (GO): oocyte maturation; positive regulation of oocyte development
Cellular component (GO): cytosol
Molecular function (GO): 3',5'-cyclic-AMP phosphodiesterase activity
Source: RefSeq, a predicted model, not a curated record
AUGGCCUUGGAGUCAGACAGCGACAGAGGUUCAUCAAGAAGCGCUCGUGUAAAAUAUCCGCGGGCAGCGUUGGAGCGCAACGGCUACGUGAAGACAUGUGUCACCCCGUUGCACCAGGACGCAGGGAGCCAGUCGUGGCUGAGACUCGCCGUGACAUGGACUUGCCGAGGAGUGUCGUCUGCGGUCUGCGUUGCCUCCGUCUCCGUUACUCUCGCUCUGCUGCUCAGAUUGGUCGACUGGGAUGCAGGCAGCAGCAGCAGCAGCAACGGAAAUAGCAGUGGCUCCGGCUCUCGUCUUCAUUUCGCGGCGGGCUGCGCUGUGGAGCUCCUUUUGACUGCGUGUUACUGCGUCUCCCCAGUUUUUACACUCGUAUGUGCCUUCUUCUGGGUCGGGCUGUAUCUGAUACGCUGCGGGGUGCUCAUCCGUACGGCGUUUUUUUUGUUAGCGGUGUGCCACUUGGGCGAAGCCGCGGCGCAGUCCCUCCUGCGCGGCGCCGAGGAGCAGCUGCUGUCCCUGCCCGCAACCCUGGUAGUCCUCGGCUGCCUGGGCAGCGGGGCUCUGCUGGUCGUCCGGCUGGGUCAGGGAGUGUCAAUCCUCGUCUUCAUUAGCGUCAUCAGGGCCGUCUCCCUAGUCUCUCUGAGCAGAGUUCGGGCCAGCUGGAGACCCUACCUGGCCUACCUGCUGGGGCUGCUGGGGGUUUUGCUUGCGAGGUAUGCUGACCGGCUCCUGCCGGCCUCAGGGACCAGCGGGACGGGGUGCUGUGGCUCUGUGACCGGGGCGAAGGAGGAGGACAUCCCUGUCUUCAAAAGGAGACGGAGGUCCAGCUCCAUAGCGGCCUCGGAAAUGAUGGCUCAUAGUCAGAGCAACAGCAAGUCCCACCGCAGGACUUCGCUGCCUUGCAUUCCGCGGGACCAGUCUUCGGGCACCAGUGUGGUUGUGGAUAUCGCGGUUAUGGGUGAGGCCCAUGGUUUGAUAUCUGACCUGCUGGCAGACCCCUCGCUGCCCCCUAACACCUGCAGCUCUCUGAAGGCCGUCAGCAACCUCCUCAGCACCCAGAUCAGCCUCCAGCCACUCCACCGGCCUCGCAUCCCUGCAGACACACACACCUGCUCUGACUCUGAGGAGGGGCCCGAAAAAACAGAGAGACUUGCCAUUCCAAAGCGUCUAAGGCGGAGUCUGCCCCCUGGGUUGCUGAGGAGAAUCUCAUCAACGUGGACCACAACCACCUCAGCUACAGGGCUGCCCACCAUCGAGCCAGGCCCUGUACGCCGAGACCGCUCAGCCAGCAUCAAACACACCACAGACAGUGAAUCAUGGAACAACUCAGUGAUGAUGACCAUUUCAAAGAGCCGCUCCAUGUCUGCCUCCUGUGCUGCCUCUGUCACCUCCAACCACCUCUACAGCAAACCACUGGGAAGACCAGGUUUCCCCCCCUCCAACGUAUCACCUCUGGGCUCUCCAUGCCCGUCUCCUCCCGUCCAGGGCACUCCUGUCUCCAGUCCUACAAUAAAGACAUGUUCAGUGCAGCUUCCUGAGCCGACUGGGCCUCUAACAGAGCGGGAACCUGGUUCUGUGGCCCCCAAGAGCCAUCACAGAGCCUUAACUCACAGCCAGAGCGCCCCAAGUUCCACCACCCCGCACUGGCGGCCUCCAUCACUUUGCGGCAGCUGUGGCAGGCCAUUCAACAAUCGACUGAACCACGGGGUAGAAUCUGUCGACAAAGGAGACAGAAUACCCCAUCCAGAUGAGCGUGCAGUAGCUUCAUCAGACUAUGACAGCACCUACGACAGCACCUAUGAGACCAACCACAGUGACAGCAGCGACUUUGCACAGAAUGAAGAGGAGGGAGAUGGAAGCAAGAAGCCGCCUGAAGCAAGGGAAGGUUGCAGGGAGUAUCCAUCAGAGGGCAUCAUUCUUUCCCCGCUCUUGCCAUCACCAGAGGACAAGCCCGUCUUGGUCCCGGAGGCUCUAGUGAAUCCAGGGCCGGAGCCACUGAUGAGUCAACUCAACAACUGGAACUUUCCCAUUUUCAGUCUAGUGGAGAAGACUCACGGCAAGACAGGCUGCAUCCUCAGUCAGGUUUCCUAUAGGCUCUUUGAGGACACAGGUCUGUUUGAGACCUUCAGGAUUCCUGUACAAGAGUUCAUGAAUUACUUCCAUGCUUUGGAGAAUGGAUACAGGGACAUCCCUUACCACAACCGGAUCCAUGCCACUGAUGUGCUGCAUGCUGUUUGGUACCUCACCACUCAGCCUGUGCCAGGCCUUCCCGUCCUGCUGACUGAGAAUGGGAUACACACUGACUCAGAGAACGGCAUUACACCCGGUGCCACAGGCUUCCUGGUGUCCAAGAUGAACUCUGUGCUGGAGGAAGGCUAUGGUUCCCUGGCUGGCCUUAUCCCCGGCCUGGAGCUCAUGGCCCUGUAUGUAGCUGCUGCCAUGCACGACUAUGACCACCCCGGAAGAACCAACGCCUUUCUAGUAGCUACCAGUGCACCACAGGCCCUUCUUUACAAUGACAGAUCAGUCUUGGAAAACCAUCAUGCAGCUUCAGCUUGGAACCUCUUCAUGUCUCGACCUGAGUAUAACUUCCUGGUUAACCUUGAACAUGUGGAGUUCAAGCGCUUCCGCUUCCUAGUCAUUGAAGCCAUCCUGGCCACCGACCUCAAAAAGCACUUUGAUUUCCUUGCAGAGUUUAAUGCAAAGGUGGGUGAUGAAGGAGUGUCUGGUAUUGAUUGGACUAACGAGAACGACCGAUUGCUGGUGUGCCAGAUGUGCAUCAAGCUGGCUGAUGUCAAUGGACCACUGAAGAGUAAGGAGCUACACCUGCAGUGGACAGAGGGGAUUGUCAACGAGUUCUACGAACAAGGCGAUGAAGAAGCAAGCCUGGGCCUACCUAUCAGCCCAUUCAUGGACCGGUCUGCUCCACAGCUCGCUAAACUACAGGAAUCGUUCAUCACGCACAUAGUAGGACCUCUGUGCUCCUCCUACGACUCUGCUGCUCUUAUGCCAGGACGCUGGGUUGAGCAACCUGAUGGAGAGACGGAGCCAGAAGAGGCAAAGGAAGAACAAGAUACAGAAGAGGAAGAGGAGGAUAUGGCAGACGAGAGUGCAUCAAUGAGUUCUGACACCUCCCAGCAACAAGAAACCAAAAAGGUGAGCAGGAGGAAAGUGUUUUGCCAGAUCACACAGCAUCUUUUGGAAAACCAUGAAAUGUGGAAAAGCGUGAUUGCUGAAGAUGCCCAGGAGGAGGCCCAGAAAGAGGACCCCAACUGCAUCGGCAGCCCCACUGAUCCAAUCACAGCCAUUCACGAGGAAGAGGAAGAGCAAGCAAGCAAAGAGGAGGAGUCGACCGACGGCCUUGAUGAAAGGGAAGAGGUGCCGGUUUUAGAGGAAGAGGAAAUCCUUCCGCAGUCAGAGACUUCAGGGGAAAACGAGGAAGAACCAGAGUGAUGAACUUUGACCUCCUCUUAAACCAGGAAUCUGAACGUUGUCUAAAAAUGUUUGUUUCUUUCCUAACUAAACUCUUGAUAUGGUAGCCAGCACAUCACUUUGACACAACACUGUAGAAGAUGUUUUGGGUAAUAUGUGCCUAACAAAAACAGGGUUUAAGGACAGGGAUGAUGCACGCCCAGUGCAUCUGGCAAGGGGGGAGAGGUGAGAUGAGCAAAAGGCGAAGUGGCUAAGAGGCAGAAAAAGAAGCUGAAAAAGAAAAAGAGACUAUAUUUGUUUUUGUUGUAGUGUUUGUUUUAGUAUGGAUCUGGUGCCCUGCCCUCGCCCAGGCUACCCAUCCUGCACUAUGAGCCAACCAUGCUGAUUCACUCAUUCACUCCACCAGUGAGUAAUACACUGUCACAAGCCCCCCACCCACCAACCCACCCUUCUUGCUGCUCCCAUGCUAUCAGCACACUGUGGAGCCCCUGGCUGGUUGAGGGUGUGCAACAAGCCCCUUCUCCUUGAAGACAAUGGGAUGAAAGCCAGGGAAAAAGCUGUGUCCACUGAGGCUCAGAUUUGUUUCAGAGGGAGAGAGAAAAAAGAGCCAGUUGUAGUACAUUGUGUAUACAGACAUACACCCACACAAGCUUCACAGACACACACUCACAUACACAAUGCUAAAGUAGAAACACAUUCCAUACACAGAACUGAUAGGAAGUUUAACAAAGACCCCUGUUGCUAUAAAAGCUUUAUUUUAGCUCAAGGAAAAACACACAAAACAAUAACGUACAAAACAAUGUUUUGUUCAUGUCAAACAAUGUUUGUCCUCAGUUGCAUGUUUUCUGCUUGUCUUUUAUAGCUCAAAGUCAGUCCAGCAACACAUUUCCAGGGCACAAAACUCAGGAAGGCAAAGAUCCGUAGAAGAAAAACAGAAAAAACUAAAAGGACUUACAGUGUCCUUGUCCUUUUACAUGAUUUUCUGUCUGUGCGGUUUGAGAUGUUACUGAUGGUUCCCUUUGUGCAUGACAAAGGAAAGGUAAACCAGAUUAUUGAUCGGACUACGCUGUCAGUUUUAUUCCAUAUUGUCGCUACACUGCAACACAGCAGAUCAUACUGCUAAUCACAUUCAAACUAACAUACAAGACACAAAACUAGGUAAUAAGGCAAAAUUGUUUUGUUAAGUAAAUAUCAUUUGUGUCCAUAUUUCCCAACUUGUUUGCUUAAUCUAUACAAUAAUGUACUCACGAAUGACAAGAAUUCUUUAUAAUUUCUAACGUGGUAUGUAGGCCAAAUGCUUCAGAAAGUGAGUAAUCCAGUAAGCCAUAGUGGCCCCGGUCAGAGCUGACUCACAGCUCUAAAUCACCCAAGAGGAUUUACGUCAAUAAGACAUAAAAAAAAAAAAAAAUUACCCUCUGGUGCCUAUUGCCAUCCAGGAGGUGUUGUGUUCAACAAACUAUGUGGUCUCAGACAGAUCCAAAUUAUUUAAGCUUUCAUUAUUUUGUCACUCAAAAAGGCAAAGAAAGUCAUAUGAGCAUUAGAAUUAAUGAGGCUAAAGCUGCAUAGUCUCCAGUGCUGAUGUCUGUAAUCGUCUGUGACAUUGUCAGGUUUUUUUUGUUUACACUGAGGAAAUCUAAAUAUUUUGCAUACUAUAUGUAGUCAGUCCUUAAUAAAAGCAAAUAACAUAAGCAGAAUGAGAGAGAUGUAAGAAUUUGACACAGUGGAGAUGAUGUUUACAUUCUGCAUGGUUUCUUUAGGCCAGCAGACUCUCCACACCUCUACAUGGUUUUUUCUCCAUCUGUACUCCUCACUGAUGACAUAGCCCAUGGCUUAACAGGUGGUGUCAUGCUCCCCUUUGAUGUCUGCAGAGAUUCAGAUUGGUGGUGAUGGAGGAAAAGUGUGAACAAGGGAGAACAGCCCUAGUAAUGAGGCUUAGUAAUGCAAGACGCAGGAGGAGAAGAAGAAGAAGAAGCCUUUUAGCUUGACUUGUAGUUGCUUAUGAAGGGUCAGAGGGGUUUCAGAUCUUUUUUUUUUUCCACAUUUCAGUAGAAUCCUCUAGAUGUAACCCUUUGAAGAUGAGCCAGUUUGGUCUGAUUCAGAAUAGUGCGAUAAUUUACAUUAACCAAGUCUGAAAAAUGUAUUACAGGCAUAUGCAGUACAGUGUAUUUGAACUGACAUAGGAAAAGGCGGGGGGUGGGGGGCACUUUGUGGAUUCAGAUCCAGAGAUUUAGGGAUGCUUUGUCUUUUCACUUACUGAUCUGUAGCAGGUACCUUGUGUCAAAACUGCUGUGUGAACAAGGGGACAUGUUAACACAGAAAGACAGAGUUUUUUUUUUUUUUUGGAGGAGCUGUCUGGCUCAAGAGGUGAAGUGGACUUGGAUGGGUAAAGCAGAGUAGGGUGUGUUUAUAUCUGCAGUGGCACUAGCUGUCAGAGACAUUUAAGUAGCAUUGAUCUGUGAUUUUGCUUCUGCACUGUAGCUGGUAGGGAAUUUGCAAAAAAGACUAGCUGAUGUACACAUGAGAUGACAGACAAUGCCCAGGAGCAUUGAAAUGUGCCAAGUCACUGUAAACAUUCACAAAUAAAAAUCGCAAACUGAUAAUUUCAAGCCCAGCAAGUUGAGAGUGGCAGGUGAGCUCCUGGGUGAAGGUUGAUCACUGUGAUCAGUACAGCAGGGAGGGGGUAAGGGUUUUAAAACUGAAACAGUAACAAAGCAACGACAAAACAAGAGCAACCAAAGCGAGCGAAAGGUAAAAAUACAAAUGUCCACCAAGGAAGAAAAACACUUUACGCAACCAGUCCAUUAGACAUUAUUCUCAUACGCUGGAUAAAAACAGACUAAGGAAUCUAUUAAAAUGACUUGUUUGUAGACACUGUCUAGGUUUUUACUGGCUGAUCUUGCCGUGCUCUGACCCAAUUUCUUAACUCAAGAGUUUUUCUAACGUUAAUACUGUCUAAAUCCUCAGCUGUAUCCAUUGCACUGCUAUCAAAAUGCCCAUUGUGCAAAUGAGGGCUAAACCGUGCAACAUAAUGCCCUUGACCGCUUAUUCCCGGUACUUACAAGAGGGUGCAGUGGAUGAGCUUGUUUUUACUGCUAUGAAAAAGAAAGCUUGUGCUAACCAAAGCUUGAGCUUAUUGUUUGUGUUUCAGUUCAAGUCGAGAGCUCUUAAUAGGUGUUGAAAGUCUGUUUAUUUAUUUAUUUGUUUUUGAUUUAAGGUAGCUAUUUCAACAACAAAGGGUUGAAGGGUCAACUUUUUUUCUUUUUUGAAGAACUUAAAUGGGUUUCGCUUUACAAACUGAAAUCCAAUAAAAAUUAAAAGCAAAAUUAUGUCCAGCAUUGGUGUGAAUCAGACAGGAAGCCCUGGACAAAAAUAGUCCACAAUAAAAAAGAGCUAAUGUUGCUUGGCAACAGAAAAAAGGAAAAGGCAAAGUGAUAUCUGACCCCUGAAACAAUGUGUGUCUUGCCUACCAACAUAAAUGGCAGCAGUGUAUUUGUAGCGUAUGCAGCAAGACUCACGUGGAUUUACAAGUCCCCUCCUGGACCAAACGUCUUCCGGUCGCCUCUCUUUGCAUUGGCUUGUCAUGUUGAGCGUACCUGUGGCAGUAAAAACACGAUCUGUAAACAUCAGCUGAUACACGACAGAGCUACACAGCUGUGGGUUUUUUAAGGUGUCGACUAAGUGUUUUUUAAAGCUCUGUACAGCAACAUACUUUUCAAACUUCAUUCAGAAAAUACCCAAGACUGUAAAAAGUUCUGCAAGCCUCCUGCCUCCAAAUGGCAUUUGAACAGACAUCAAUGAGCUUGAGCUCCAUGCACUGUAAAUACCCUACCCACCCUACAAUAUAUCGAUGCCUCACUUGCAAUCUAAUGUGCAUACUAUUGCAAUGGAUUUUCUUUCCUUGUAUCUCACACAUGUACUAUCCCAUACUCCACCUCUAUGCUUGGAAAUUUGUAGACUUUCUAGGACUCCCUUCAGGUUUUUUUUUUAUUCUAUGUGAUCAGAGAAAUCAAAGCUCACUAGAAAUCUAGUUCAUCAAAAUAGACGCUUCCCACCUCUGAUCUCCCCUUGUAGCCCUGCCUCACUGACUUUGUACUCUACAGUGCAGCAAUCAAAGAGACUUUAUCAAAGCUGUGACAGAAUAUGGGGGUUGCUUUUGUCCUAAACAAUCCAAAGUAUUGGAGCUUACGUGUAUGUAGUCAUUUAGGGAGUUUUGAGUAAGCUAUAUGGGAGUGGUCAACUGUUUCCUUCCAUCCUUUAAGAACAGGUUUCAGGUCUUUUUGCAAUGAAAUUCUACCAAUCAUACCAUAGCAGUGUUUUUGCAAGUUUGAGCUUCAUAACUACGUAUCAUGUAUGCUUAUCAUAGUUAAUGACAAGUUUCAAACGCAGGCUUCAUAGGUUUAGAUGUUAGAGUAUUUUUUGCCCUCAUUUCCAGGCAGCCAUUGGUUUCUUAUCAUUUGUGUACAGUAUGAAAAUCUAUAGGCACACUCUUGAAACUUGCAUGAGUUAAAAAAAAAAAAAAAAAAAUAUCAACGUGAAUCUACAUCACUUCGUCACAACAGUAACAUUGCAUUUAUUAAUGCAAACUAGAUGUUCACCGGGAUGGAUUACACAAUUUUAGAAGGUUGUACGUAAAUAAACAGAAACCAAUGGAUGACUGGAAUGGCCUAUAUUGUUUGCCAAAAGGUUAGCUACUUGUAACCUAAAGUAUACAGGAACUGAUCUGUAGUAAAUGGGCCAACACAUGUAAAACUACUGGAAUGGUUCUAUAAGCGCUCUCUCGAGAAGUUGGAGGAAAUUUUUGUGAUCAAAUUAUUUUUUAAAAUCCUAAAUACUGCAGAUUAGAUCAAAAUUCUUGACUACAACGACAUAAAAGCUUAUGUCGUUUGUUGGUGUUCUGGUUUUGAUCAUCAUACAUAGGUACACUGGCCAAGGGUUUGUACCAAGGAAGUGUAGGUCAUCCAUAAUUGUUUUCUGUUGUUUUUGAAAGUUGUUAUAUGAAAUUUUGGCCAGAAAACAACAAAAGUCCAGAGUCUAAAACUACAACUUUCAGUUUAUCAAAGCCAGUAUCAGUGGUUUCUUGUAAAGAACAAGAAGAAGGGGAUUGCUGCACACUGGAUUAACUUGUGCAAACCAAAGAAACUUUUUGAACUCUGUGUUUUUUUGUGAUUUGCACAAAAUGAGCCCUAAAAAGGAGCAUGUUUCUUGCAUCUUCUCUUUUUUGUCAGUGUUGGCCAGAACCUGGUGAGGAUGCCUGGAUAUGCAUACACUUUGUUCUCAUGUGAAGACAGGACAGAUUAAAGCAACGUAAGAACCAUCUUAGCAUUCAUCUAACAGACCGGAGCGCAUGGUGUUGUCCACAUGCUUUACUGUCUGUUAUUUCACUGCCGUGUCAAUAGGCAGCAGUAGCACUACAAUGGAACUGACCAACUGUUCUUUUCUCAGACUGAAGCCCUUGUACUUUCUUUUUGAUGGUUUGAACCAAAAAUAUUCCUUUUUUGUAUUGUUUGUUGUUUCAGCCAUUUAAAAAGGGAGCUAUGCUCCUGUGCCAUAACAUUUUCACAUGUAUGUAUGUAUGUAUGUAUACAUUGUUUGAAUGCUAUAUUCAUCAGCUUUCCUUGUUUGUCACAAAGGAAACCAAAACAAACUUUUUUUCACCACCUUUAAAGCAAGACAAACAAGGCUGGUAUGUUUUUAUCUACUAUAGCAGGCACUUCACACGCUCAAUUCUUUCUUCUCUCCAGUAUCUUGCACUUAACACAUGUAGCAAUACCUACAGGAUGGGGAAAUUGUGUGUUUCACCAGUAUUUGUUUAAGUGGGAUAUGACAUUUUAUUUCUAGAUAUUGUUUGACUUUGUAUAAAAAAUAUAUACUGUACAGAUUCAAAAGUAUAUUAUAACAAAAAAACUUUUAGAAAAGUAUUUAUUUUUACUGUUUUGUAAUUUAGACACAAUACUGUAGCUCCUCUAUUGCCAGACUUACUGGAAGUGCCUCUCGACAAUGUAUUACAAAGUAACUAUACAAUAUAUUGGGAUUAUUAGAACCUGUCACUAGCAGAGCAGUGUUGAUGUUGUAAUGUGAAUAUUGUUGAAUAAUAACAUUUAUAAAAUGCU